UUUAGGACUGGACUGACUUGUCCAUUUAACCACAGUUUUACACUUUUAUUAACCCCUCACUAAACUACAAGUGUCAGCGGUACAUAGCGUUACAAAUGCGGACUACAGUUUCUUCUUCGGUGGUGUGACAAUGGACGUACGGUGUGCUGUGGAGACUUGUGCAGAGUUUGGCUUCUCAGGAGCAACAUGCACACCCAGGAUCAGGUGUGGUUUGGGGACAGAUGUGUUCCUCUGCACUGGCAGCGACGAGGUUUAUAUCUUCAGCACUGAGGGGAAAAUACUCACGGCUAUCCUCCAGUUUCCUGGUCCUGUGAGUGACCUGGUUCAGAGUCACGAUAAGCAGUGCCUCUAUGUAGCCUGUAGGAGCGGAGUCUAUUGCGUCAGUUUACAACUUCUGCUAUCUAGGGUUGAAAGCUCCCCAGCUGAUGCAUCCUCUGAGCUGAAAAUCUCCUCCGAGUCUCUGGUCGCUGCAGAAGAAGGAGUGUCAUCGCUGCUCCUCGUCGGCUCUGUGCUACUGACUCUUUCCCAGAGAGACGAGUCCUGGAUGUUGACUCUGUACAAAUCCUCAAACUACGAGAAGCUCAGCUCGUUCAGUCAGGUCUCAGGAGUUGGACACACUGAGGGAAAGACGAUGAUGAGAAGAAGUCCGGUGCUGAUUUGUGUUUAUGCCAGCGAUGCAUUGUCUUCCAUCCCCAAUUCCUCAUCAAAUGAAGCUCCAAAUGAGGGCCAUUUUCACCUCGAUUCAGUCCUCUUCAAACUUCUUUUUGGGAUCGACGUCGCACUAGCCAAAUCCCCCAUUAUCCUUUGUGGCCUUCCAGACGGGUGCUUGUGCUUCCUCCCUCUGCGUCUCCCAGGAUCAAGGCUCCGAGUCCUGCACAGCCUGGAGCAGCCGGUCGUAUUUGUUGGAGCUUCUAUAGCCACAAAAACCAGUCCGGGGCAGUGUUUGGUGGCAUUGGGUGAACUGGGGAGAGUGGUGGUGAUCAAAGCCGACAAAGGAGGGUCAUCAGAGGCAAGGGGAAACAUUACAGCUCUUAUUGAGGGUUGUGUGCCGGGGCCUGUGGUGUGUGGCUGUGUGGAUAAAAACACUCUUUACUACAGCACUGGGUCAGACCUGCUGCUACUGGAGCUAUCAGAGCGGAAAUCUGGAGGAGAAGGCCAGGAAAGUGAGGAAACACGCAGAAAGACAGACGCUGCUCUCCAAAGCCCCACCAGUUUAAAUGUGUGUCAACUCGCUGCCUUGGCCCAGCCUACGUGCAACACUGCAGGUGUAGUGGAGCUGCUGGCUCUGUCUGUCAGAGGGCGGCUGCGGAGGAUCAAAUUACCUGUGAGGACGGAGGACGACAGAUUGUCCUCCGUGUCCAACUCUCAGGUCGGCCGCAGCGUCAGGGACCUGCUGUCCGCCAUCGGGGACGUCUGUGAAAGAGCAUCGGUGCUGAAAACCUCCAUCAAAUCCAAAAACCAGAUUCUGCAGCACCUGAAUCAAGUGCUCAACAUCAGCUACCUUCUGAUGGCCGGUACACACAGUGAUGAAAAUCAUCCUCGCCCAGAGAACCCAAUCAGAUGUCGAGCUGCAACCAGCUGGAGCAGAUUGCUUCUGGAAGACUCCCUGAACCUGACGUGUGUCCUGGAUAACUCCAGUCCUUAUGUCUUGGAGCGAGGCUGGACAUUAAGCAUCACUGUGUUUCCUCUGUCUCAUCCUCCCAGUGCAGGAGGGGAGAACUCCUCCACAAACUUUUCAUUCCCGUUCCAAAACCUCCAUCCAGGCGAGACGUUAGAAGUGUCGCUGCCUCUCAGAGCUGCAGGCGAUCCAUCCUUCCCCGUGACAGUAAGCUGCUCACUCCUCUUCUCCCUCACCAGCCUCCUGGGAGAGGAAGCUGCAAACCUUCUCGCUCUGCAGAUUAGCUGCAUCAGUUUGCCCCUGAACACACUGACAGUGGAUUGGCUGCACGCCCUGCAGGUGAGCAGCCAUAAAGCCGUCCAAGAGAAGAUCACACCUCAAGCAACAGAUCCCACUGAAGCUUUUUUAAGAUCAUGCCGUCUUAGAAAAGUAGAAGGAGGAGGAGAAGGUGCUUUAAAGUAUUUAGCAAGUGUACGGGUGUCUGCAGAGUUACUGAGGGACACACUUAUGGUGAAGAAAAGCUCAGAUUUUGACCCACUGGCGACAAAUGUGGCUACUGAAAAUGUGUGCCUUUCUCUGCUGGAGUGGCUUCUGUCUGAAGGUCCUGGAGGAGUGACGACGGGACAAAAAGGAGACAAAGUCUCACUCAGCGACUCAGUGGUGCAAGCUCAAGGUCCGAACAGACAGACUGUCAAACUGACUGCAAAAGAGGUGUAUGCAGGGGAGGAGGAGUCCCUGGCCACGGUGGAGGUUCAGGUUCAGAGCUCCUCUAUAGCAGCAGUGUGUGGACUUCAUCACGCCGUGCUGCGACGAGUACAGACUCUGCUGCAGAGGGCUCCAGAGAGAGCUGCUUCCACAAAGAGUGUCCAGAGUUUGGGGUUAAGACAGGCUCUGCAGCGGGCCGAGCACCUGUUGCAACAGAUCCAGCAAAGUCGAGUGUCAGAGGUCUUCGGCGGGGGGGUGUCCACAGGGCAGAUGAGCCGAACGCUUCUCAACGUUUACCGAGAAAUGAGAGAAAACCCUCUCGUCAUAAUUUAACACUUUCUGCCCCCUGCAGCCGAUGCAUGAAGAAUAAUGAUCAUACAUGUCCUUGCUAGUGUAAAUGCGACUUUGCAUCAAUAUAAAUUCCGGUCAGUUUAAUAUUUUACACAAAGAAUGAUUGAUGACUCAUUAUUUCUGGUCAGUAAUUUGCUAUUCGAUGCCCUCCAGCUUUAUUGUGAGCAGUGUGCUUCAGCUUCACCUCACACUGCAAACCGUCGAUAUUAGUGUUUUACAGAGGUGUUUGUUUAUAUAUAAUUCAUAGCGUUAUUUCCUGAUUAAUGGAUACCCCAAUGUCUCUCUUCGAUAUGCCAACAAAAGAAAACAAACAUUUUAAAGCUAGCUUAAUCCAAUGCUCAGAUUUAUCUUCCAAAGAUGUUUUCAUAUUAUCAUAAAUUGAAUAAGAUAAUGCCUUUUUUUGCAUAUUUAAAUAUAAGAGUUGAUCUGGGGAAGUUUCAUUGAGAUAUCUAUUUAGUCUCA
Messenger RNA from Eleginops maclovinus (Patagonian blennie), 3136 nucleotides. It is a transcript of the gene faap100, whose product is annotated as FA core complex associated protein 100. The record is from RefSeq and is a predicted model, not a curated record. NCBI's taxonomy places the organism in Eukaryota, Metazoa, Chordata, Actinopteri, Perciformes, Eleginopidae. Gene Ontology annotation, cellular component: Fanconi anaemia nuclear complex; nucleoplasm. Gene Ontology annotation, biological process: interstrand cross-link repair.